Molecule: messenger RNA, 1266 nt
Organism: Prunus armeniaca (apricot)
Lineage: Eukaryota; Viridiplantae; Streptophyta; Magnoliopsida; Rosales; Rosaceae
Source: the annotation of a GenBank genome assembly
AUGAAGGGAGCACUAGCAAGGCUUCAGCUAGGUGAAAGCCACCAAUUGUCGUUCCCCACGUCAUCAAAAUUAUCUUCUUCCAACUCCUCUCGCUUCCAGAACCUUUUAGACUCCGGAGCUGCCGACGCCAUCCUUCCCUCAUCGUCUCCUCUUGGUACUGACCUUGACCCCAAUUUCGAUGACAGAGAUUUCAUUCUCAGCCAGGACUUUUUCUGCACCCCUGAUUAUAUCACCCCGGAUAAUCAACAUACGUUGAACGGUUGGGAUUGCAAUAAGGAAAAUAUCCCUUGCCCAAAAUCACCAGAGAAGUCAAAUACGGUUAAAUCCAAGAGACGCAGACAGGGUGAUGUCUUAAUGAAUCCUCUGAGUCCUACAUUUUCCGGCAAUCAGCAGAUAGUGGAACUGGGAACGGAUUCUUUUGGCAUAGAUGAAGCUAAGAUAGAGAAAGCAACAGUAACUGAAGUUCGAAAGACACAAAAUUAUGUAUCUCAAUCUGCAGUGGCUUUACGCUGUCGUGUCAUGCCUCCUCCAUGUUUUAAGAAUCCAUAUUUAAAGGAUGCUUCAGAAAUGGACAUUGAUCCUCUUGGCAACCAAAGAUCGAAAUGUGCCGCUUUCUUCCCUGCAAUUAUGGGAGGAAAUGGCCUUUCACGCUAUUGCGCUGAUUUUCAUGAGAUUGAGCAAAUUGGUAGUGGGUACUUCAGUCAUGUUUUUAAAGCCUUGAACAGAAUUGAUGGUUGUUUGUAUGCUGUGAAACGUAGCAUGAAGCAGUUGCAUCAGGACACAGAAAGGAGAAAGGCUUUGAUGGAAGUUCAAUCUUUGGCAGCUUUAGGUUCCCAUGAAAAUAUUGUUGGAUACUACUCAUCUUGGUUUGAAAAUGAGCAGCUCUACAUUCAAAUGGAAUUAUGCGAUCACAGCUUAUCCAUCAACAAGUUUUCCCAAACCUUCACAGAGGGAGAGAUUUUAGAAGCCUUGUUUCAGAUUGCAAAGGCGUUGCAGUUUAUACACAGGAAAGGAAUAGCUCACUUAGAUGUAAAACCUGAUAAUAUAUAUGUCAAGAAUGGUGUUUAUAAGCUUGGUGACUUUGGAUGUGCAACUCUACUUGAUAAAAGCCUACCAAUUGAAGAGGGUGAUGCUCGAUAUAUGCCUCAAGAAAUCCUGAAUGAGAAAUAUGAUGAUCUUGACAAGGCUGAUAUUUUCUCCUUGGGAAUUGCUAUUUAUGAGCUAAUUAGAGGUUCACCUUUGCCCGAAUCAGACCUCAAAUUUUAA